AUGUAUUUUCGUUUUAAAAAUAAAAUGUUUAUUUUUUCGAUUCUUUCUUUUGUUGUCUUUCUUUUUAUUCGAAGUAAUCAAACGUAUGCAAGUAGCUGCACUGUUUUAAAGGAUAAGCAUUUUUCUUUUUAUGAGAGGAAAAUGAAAGAAUUGAAUAUUGCUGAUCCUCCUUACACCGUUUUCAAUUUUUCCACAGAAGUGUCAAGUGACCAUGAUAUUAUUCAAGAUGAGCUUGAAAAAAAGGAAAAAAAAGCCAUGAGAAGAUUUAAGUACGAUUUGGAUGAGAAAAGAGAUCGGUCGAGGGAAAUUUUAGAUAAACUUUUAAGUAGCGCCAUAGAUUUUUUUUAA
Plasmodium adleri (nom. inval.) is the source of this 348-nucleotide messenger RNA. RefSeq names its product conserved Plasmodium protein, unknown function. Lineage: Eukaryota; Apicomplexa; Aconoidasida; Haemosporida; Plasmodiidae. The transcript has 5 exons. Bases 1 to 348 code for a protein of 115 amino acids. The record is from RefSeq and is a predicted model, not a curated record.